This is a messenger RNA of Purpureocillium takamizusanense, 2145 nucleotides long. RefSeq lists its product as uncharacterized. The transcript has 4 exons. Gene Ontology annotation, cellular component: Golgi apparatus; endosome; trans-Golgi network. NCBI's taxonomy places the organism in Eukaryota, Fungi, Ascomycota, Sordariomycetes, Hypocreales, Ophiocordycipitaceae. The record is from RefSeq and is a predicted model, not a curated record. The coding region runs from base 523 to 1734 and encodes 403 amino acids. Gene Ontology annotation, molecular function: antiporter activity.
GCCUCUCCCUCCCUCUCCCAACACACUCCUUCUCUUGCUCUCCCCGCACCCAGCCCGUGCAGACCCAGAGGCCUGCCUAACCCACUGUUGGCUCCCACCAACCUGCGCAGCCCCGUCUGGAAACCGAGUUUCGCUUCUUCGUCCGUCCGCGAUUGCAAGCCGGUUCUUCUUCUACGUACUUCGCGUAAAAUCACGUCGCACAAGGCCUUGGCUGGCAGGAAACCUCUUCUUUUCCUUCUCCUCCACUUACUUCUCACGCGUCGACUUGGCCCUGUCUCUUCAGCUGCUGCCGGCCCCGCAUAUUGCAUCUUCAUUCCCAGUCCACAGGCGGCUUACCUUACCUCAUCCACUCCUUUUUUCCAACCCCCAACGUGGAACCCUGUUCAAGGACUUGGCUGUCCGUCCACUCGUUUCCGUGUCCUGUACAAGAUCAUCCUCGCCUCGCGAACAGUCGCAUCACUCCGCGAUACUGCCCUCAACUGCCGGCGCUUCCCACAUCGUCUCGACUGUGAAGCCAGCAACAUGUCUGCCGACGAGAAGACACGCGUCUCGGGCGACGUCGUCCGCCCGGAGGCGUCGCAGGUCCUCCCGACCGUGAACCCCCAGGCCGAGAAGCCCCAGCCCGCAAAGGCCGCGCUGCACCCGAUCUUCUAUGUCGUCACCUGGAUCGGCUUCAGCUCCUCCGUCAUCCUCUUCAACAAAUGGCUCCUGGACACCCUCAACUUCCGCUACCCCGUUAUCCUCACGACCUAUCAUCUCACCUUCGCGACAAUCGUUACACAAGCCAUGGCGCGAUGGACGACCAUGCUUGACGGCCGCAAGACGGUCAAGAUGACGGGCCGCGUCUACCUGCGCGCCGUUGUCCCCAUCGGCAUCUUCUUCAGUCUGAGUCUGAUUUGCGGAAACCUGACAUACCUCUACCUCUCCGUCGCCUUCAUUCAGAUGCUCAAGGCCACCACCCCUGUCGCUGUUCUCAUCUCAGGCUGGACUCUGGGCGUGUCCUCGCCCAACCUGAAGCAGUUCCUCAACGUCUCCGCCAUUGUUGUUGGUGUCAUCAUCGCGUCCUUUGGCGAGAUUCACUUCGUCCCAAUUGGCGUGCUGUUCCAGAUUGGCGGCAUCAUCUUUGAGGCCCUGCGUCUCACCAUGGUUCAGCGCCUUCUGAGCUCUGCCGACUUCAAGAUGGACCCUCUCGUCUCGCUCUACUACUUCGCGCCCAUCUGCGCCGUCAUGAACGGAGUUGUUGCCCUUAUCUGGGAGUUCCCCAAGGUCUCCAUGGCCGAGGUUUACCACGUUGGCCUCUUCACCUUUUUCUUGAACGGCCUCUGCGCAUUCAUGCUUAAUGUCUCGGUGGUCUUCCUGAUCGGCAAGACCUCUGCCGUCGUUCUCACCCUUUGCGGUGUCCUCAAGGACAUCAUGCUUGUCGUCGCCUCUAUGAUGAUCUGGGGCACGCAGGUCACCCCUCUGCAGUUCUUCGGUUACUCCAUCGCCCUGGGCGGCAUGGUUUACUACAAGCUCGGCUACGACCAGCUCAAGGGCUACAUCGGUGAGGCAGGCCGCCAGUGGGCCGAGUUCGGUGCCCGCAAGCCCGUUCUCCGCAAGCUCGCCGUCAUCGUCCUGUCCGUCUUCGUUCUCUUUACACUAUUCGGCGCUCUGGCCCCCACGUACGCGCCGGCUUACGACCCCACCAAGUUGACCAACGAGGUCACAAACCGCUUCAAGACGGGUGCCCAAUAAAGGGUAUUGGUGUUGACGCACCGUGCCUGUCGCUGAAACGGCAAGCAGGGCAUGGGGCAGUUCGCACAGCCUUGUCGAGGUUGUCGGGCAAUCUACCCAGGAAAAUUUUCGUCGUUUUUUCUUUACUCUUUGCCUUGGCGCCGCGUCUGUCCUCCGCUGGCACAUGAGUCACGCAAACAUGGCCGAGACUUUUCUAAUUGGAGAGUGACUAUGCUUGGCUGCGUGGGAAGUGUGAUUUGGGUUGUAUUCUUUUAUAGAGCUUUGCGCAGUGCGCGAUGGCGAGGCGGGACGAAACGGCAUCACGAACGGUCUAAUCUGAUGUACUCUAGAAGGCGUUGAAAUCAAUUCAUAGAAACGUACGAGCCUAUAGUUAGCGAGGCUCGCUACCUAGGUCAAGCAAAAGAAAAAAAA